Caenorhabditis elegans is the source of this 1441-nucleotide messenger RNA. It is a transcript of the gene Y39B6A.27, whose product is annotated as UNC93-like protein MFSD11. Lineage: Eukaryota; Metazoa; Nematoda; Chromadorea; Rhabditida; Rhabditidae. Bases 16 to 1437 code for a protein of 473 amino acids. The transcript has 9 exons. Gene Ontology annotation, cellular component: membrane. The record is from RefSeq and is marked reviewed.
CGGCAAUUUCGAGCCAUGAAGCAGAGAAAUUUCGAACUUUUAUGUUCGGCAAUGCUCGGAUUGGGGCAACUUUGUAUUAUGGUUGGAUAUGACUCGGAGUCAUUCAUCCUGGAAUCAGUAAUUCAUUCGAUUCACGAGAGGACGCCUGAGAAAGUUAGCCCAUAUGCGGGUUAUUAUGGACAAGCCGUAACCUUUGCCUCAUUCAUGACCGCGUGCCUCUUUGCCCCAUCAAUCCUAAACCUCACGACUCCGAAAUUUUUAUUGGUUUUUGCUGGAAUAUCCUAUGCCCUCUUUCCAAUGGGAUUCUUAUUUUUCAACACUUAUUUCUAUUAUUUCUCCGGUGCACUGAUUGGUGCUGGGACGGCAGCGUUCUAUUUGGGAAUGGGAAGUUAUCUAUCGGCCCACUCAACUCGGGAGACUAUCGAGACAAAUGUGUCAUUUUCCUGGUCGGUAUCAUGUUUUUGUUUGAUGAUUGGAGCUGGCAUUCUGGCCACAAUUACCUCUCUGAGCACCCCACCUACAGUACCUCAAACUGCAAAUUCCACGUGGCAGGAAGAAGUACGACAUGAGAGGAGAUACAGCGAUUUUGAAAUAAAAUUAUUGUCAGCAGCGUUUUGCGGAAUGGCAUCUCUUGGAAUUGUGAUUUUCUCUUUUCUUCCGUCGAAAAGUGUCGAAAAUUCUCUGGAAAGUGGGGAGAAACCGCAAAAGUUUGGGGAAUCUUUCAAACUAACCUGCCGUACCGUAAUCUCACCAAAAAUGAUGCAAAUCCUUCCGCUAACUAUUCUCGGAGGCUUCAACGUCUCAUUUUGGCUUUCAAUUUUUCCAACUGCAAUGAAUUUCACAAAAUUGAACGCCCACUUGACCUAUAUUCCAGCAAUUUACAGUCUGGGAGCCGGGCUUGGUGAAGUAUUAAUGGGUAUUGUCAUUUCCAUGAUGAGCAAAAGAAUCAAAGGAUUCGGGUUGAAGCCAACUAUGGUACUUGGAGCACUUGCUGUGUGCAUUUAUUGCUGUUUGGUUCAUGCUUCAACGCCGUUUGAAGCACCAAUGAGACCUACUAGUCAACCGUCAUUAUUGAUUAGUCAUAGCUACCCACUAAUCUUCAUAAUCUCCUUCUUUUGUGGAAUGAGUGAUUGUUGUAUAAAUAGUGUUCGAAGUGUGAUCUGUGCCCUCGUAAUGCCCUCAAGACGGUCACAGUCCUUUGCGGUCGCCCGGAUGUAUCACGCAUUUGCAUGUACCAUAUGUUUCUUCUUUUCUCCAAUGGUUCCACUGUAUUUUUAUACUUUAGGGCUUCCAAGUUUAUCGAUUUUUGCUAUUUUCGUGUUCUUCAGAGUUGUUGACAAUACUCACGUGAUGGAACGAAAAAUCACUGAGCAGAAAGAGCUGAAUGCAGCUAAAUUAGAGAAAUUAAGGCAAAUUGCUGAAGCGAAUAAAGUUUGAAUUG